Messenger RNA from Populus nigra (black poplar), 965 nucleotides. Its product is annotated as cuscuta receptor 1-like. Lineage: Eukaryota; Viridiplantae; Streptophyta; Magnoliopsida; Malpighiales; Salicaceae. The record is from RefSeq and is a predicted model, not a curated record. Gene Ontology annotation, molecular function: protein binding. The coding region runs from base 38 to 673 and encodes 211 amino acids. The transcript has a single exon.
CCGUAUAGAAGAAGUGAUAGAAUUUACAACUAAAAAAAUGUCUUAUAGUUACAAGGGGAAAAUUCUCAGCUACAUGUCUGGUAUUGAUCUCUCCAAUAACAACUUCGUAGGAGCAAUCCCACCAGAAUUUGGAAACUUAAGUGAGAUACUGUCAUUGAACUUAUCACACAACAAUCUCAUUAGAUCUGUCCCUGCAACUUUCUCAAACCUAAAGCAUAUUGAGAGUUUGGAUCUUUCUUACAACAACUUGAAUGGUGUCAUCCCUCCACAACUUACUGGAAUUACAACACUGGAAGUUUUUAGUGUGGCGCACAAUAACUUGUCAGGUAGGACACCCGAGAGAAAAUAUCAGUUUGCGACCUUUGAUGAAAGCUGUUACGAAGGAAAUCCUUUCUUGUGUGGACCUCCAUUACGAAACAAUUGUAGUGAGGAAGUAGUGCUGCCACAGCCAGUGCCUAAUGAUAAACAAGGAGAUGAUGGUUUCAUAGACAUGGAGUUUUUCUACAUCAGUUUCGGUGUAUGUUACACAGUUGUGGUGAUAACGAUUGCAGCAGUUCUCUACAUCAAUCCAUAUUGGCGACGCAGGUGGUUGUACUUCAUUGAAGACUGCAUAGAUACUUGCUAUUAUUUUAUGGUGGCUAGUUUUCGCAAGUUCUCCAACUUCAGAAGGUGAAUUUGUUACUGGGGAGACGGUCGCUCCUAGUUUGUGAUAUGAUUGUUUGUCUAGCUAUUGGUAAUUUGUAGUGUACUUUUUCUAAGCUCAGCCUUUCUAUUUGAUUAGUUAUUUUGGCUAUAUAUAUAAGCUGGACUUCUCAUUCCUGAAUCAUUAGGAAGGAAACUGAUUUGGAUUGGUCAUUGACUCGGGUGUGAUUACUCUUUCAACUCUCAAGACUUGUCUGAAAAUAAAUUGCCAAAACCACUACUAAAGUAUAAACAAAAUAUUCUAUGCCUUUGUUUCAAGCGCG